AGGGUGGGAAGUGUUUGUGUGGGUUUAGGAUUUUAUUGUGAAUGCGAGACUGGGCAGCGUUUGUACCAUAGACUAUACAGUCUAUGGUUUGUACAAUUUGGGGACUUUUAUUGUGAAGGCGAGGCUGCUGUAGACUGGGCAGUGUUUGUGUGGGUUGGUUGAUAUGGCGGAUCUGUCCGUGUUUCUGUCCGGUAUUACCGUCAGUCUGGGCCAGAAUAUGGACUCAGAGAAGAACUCUACUGUGGUGAAGGACUUUGAGAACGUGGAGCUCGGAGACAUCGGGAAGAAGCAGAAAGUUCCCCGCCGGACCAUCUACUUCGCCAGCGGUGAAACAAUGGAGGAAUUCAGCACUGAUGAGGAAGACGAGGAGGAGGAGUUGGUGCAGGCGAAAAGCAGUGCUCUGACCGCAGUUGACCCGUCUAAGCUGACCUGGGGUCCGUAUUUCUGGUUCCACAUGUGGAGAGUGGCCACGUCCACAAUCUCAGUGUGUGAUUAUCUGGGAGAGAAGGUGGCGUCGCUGCUUGGGAUUACCUCUCCUAAAUAUCAGUACGCUAUAGACGAGUAUUACCGCAUGAAGAAGGAGGAGGAGGAGGAAGAGGAGGAGAACCGUCUGUCUGACGAAGCUCAGCGACGGUUUGAUGGACAGAACCUUGCGGAGGGGGAGGAGCCAGCGGUGGAACAGCCAGAAGCAACCGCUUCAUUCGUAAAUGUGACCUUUGACCUUGAAGAGGAAUCAGACGGCAGCAAAGUGCCUCCUCCCAUUCCAUCCUAAACCCCGCCCACCCACCAUACCCAAUUUCCCUCCUAAACCCUGCUGACCCAAUUUCCCUCCUAAACCCUGCUGACCCAAUUUCCCUCCUAAACCCCGCCCACCAGACCCAAAUUCCCUCCUAAACCGCGCCCACCCUCCCACCAGACCCAAAUUCCCUCCUAAACCCCGCCCACCCACUUGACCCACUUUGCCUCCUAAACCCCGCCCACGAGACCCAUUCCCUCCUAAACCCCGCCCACCCUCCCACCAGACCCACUUUCCCUCCUAAACCCCGCCCACCAGACUCAAUUUCCCUCCUAAACCCCACCCACCCUCCCACCAGACCCAUUUCCUCCUAAACCCCGCCCACCAGACCAUUACCUCCUAAACCCCGCCCACCCACCCACUAGACCAUUUCCUCCUAAACCCCGCCCACCCACUUGACCCAAUUUCCCUCCUAAACCCCGCCCACCCACCAACCAGACCCAUUUCCUCCUAAACCCCGCCCACCCACUUGACCCAAUUUCCCUCCUAAACCCCGCCCACCCACCAACCAGACCCAUUUCCUCCUAAACCCCGCCCACCCACUUGACCCAAUUGCCCUCCUAAACCCCGCCCACCCACCAGACCAGGUUUCCCUCCUAAACCCUGCCCACCAGACCAUUACCUCCUAAACCCCGCCCACCCACCCACUAGACCAUUCCCUCCUAAACCCCGCCCACCCACCAACCAAACCAUUCCCUCCUAAACCCCGCCCACCCACCAACCAGACCCAUUUCCUCCUAAACCCCGCCCACCCACUUGACCCAAUUUCCCUCCUAAACCCCGCCCACCCCUAUCCUACGACUCUACAGCAUUUCUGUAUCUACAGUAUCUAGAACUGGAUUACAUAACUUUCAUUUCAUAUGUAAUUAGACUGUAAUAUUUAACCAAGAACCGAUUUCUUUUUUUUUUUACCCAAAGAAAACAUUUUUAUUUGUUUGCUUUUUAUUUAAACGCAAAACCAUAAACUUUAAUCUUAAAGAAGCAGUUUAGUGAAAAAUCAAUGUAUGACGAUCGACCUCUGACCCAGAUUCAGUCGAUCAGCUGAGAUAUGUUUGGUAUCUUAUGUGUGUAUAUAUCAUAUAAACGUAGCACAGAAAGCAAGGAAAUAUGUGAUUGAUCGAUUUUUUUCUUUAUUGUCACAAUGCUUCUUGGUAAUAAAUCUGUUGGAGGAUCCAUUUGUAUGGAUCAUGUAUUUGUGGGAUACAACCAUAAAAAAAAAACAGGUUACCGUAUUUUAAGCACUAUAAGGUGCACCAGAUGAUAAUGCGCAUUAUGUGUCACUAAUAAGGAACAAAGGUGUUGCGAUGUUUUUUCUUCUAAUAGACCUGUAUAUCUAAGCUCAGUUAAGUAAACAAAACUGUAUUUCUUAAAAAAAACCUAAUUAUUUUAUUGUCAAACGAGUGCUGGAUGUUAAUCUACACAGAUUACUCUCCUGAAAUUUGCACUUUUUUUUUUUUUUUUAAAUUUGUGUGAGUAAAACGCUUCCGUUUAUCUACAGUAAGCUAUUUCCAGAUUUGCACUAAGGCUGGGUACAGCAGCAUUAGCAUUAGCAUUAGCGGCUAAAAGUAAAUGCUACCCGACAGCACUACACUGUGGAUUAUCUAUAUCAGAGUGUUUGGGUAAGCCAGGGCGAUACCAGCUAGCGGUUUGUCCUAGGUAGCUUGUUUUAACACUUUAAACAUGCAGACUACAGUCUGAUAGUACUCUCCUCUAAACAACAGUAUAAGAGCUAGAACGGCAGUUAGCGGCUAAUGCUAAUGCUGCUGCACCUAGCCUUAGUGCUGGAGAAACUUAACUGAAAACUCACCCUAAAAACGCUGUACUUCAGUGGAGUGUCUAUAUGCUACUUAAUACCUGACUGGUAGAAUUCAUACAUAAAAUACACCAGAUUAUAAGAAGCUCUGAUGAUUUUUGGGAAAAUUAAAGGAUUUUAAGUGCAUCUUAUAAUCAAAAAAAUACGGUAAUCCUCUCUGCAGUUACAGACUUUCCAACAAUAUAAGAUUUAUUACAAAUUAGGAUUGUUACAAUAAAGAAAUGAUCUACCAAACACACACGUACCUAACUUUUCUGCUUUAUUUAUAUACACACUAUAUUAUGGACUGAAUAUGGUAUCAGAAGUUAAUAAUCGUAAUACUCUAUCUUUUAUUUUUUACCAAAUUGUUGCUUUAAUUGCAGCUUAAAGCUGCUAUACAGACUCUGUGGCCUUUCAGUAUGACUGAUGUUUGUAUUUGUGUUGUUUUUGGGUCCUGCAGCUCCAUUAUACUGACUUAUGUACAUUUAAAUAUGUUAUAUAUGUUUAUAUCUUUUGCUGAGGCGUCUAUGAAGGACUGAGAUAGAAAAUCAUAAGAUCUUAAAUCAGACAGUAGGACUAGAGCUGAGCAAAGGUUCUAGGCAUCUGAGAACCUUAUAUAAAUGUGAUUAUUUGGGCAGUAAACUCUCUUUUUUCAAAUACAUUUUUUACAAAA
Astyanax mexicanus (Mexican tetra) is the source of this 3261-nucleotide messenger RNA. RefSeq names its product family with sequence similarity 177 member A1 (gene fam177a1a). The record is from RefSeq and is a predicted model, not a curated record. NCBI's taxonomy places the organism in Eukaryota, Metazoa, Chordata, Actinopteri, Characiformes, Acestrorhamphidae. The transcript is spliced from 5 exons. The coding region runs from base 164 to 772 and encodes 202 amino acids.